UUAAACAUGGUUUCAGCUGCUGGUCUUAUUAUGAGUAGUGCCCUUGGUGCUGUCACCAGAAGAAUGCAAGUCCAACUCAUUGGUAAGUCAUUCCCAGCCUCUUGGUCAAGAGUUCCAGGUUAUGCAUACUCCAUUGGUUUUUUUGUUGGUGGUUAUUUAAUUUCUGAUUAUUACAUUGAUAAAAGUAGAGAACUUUUGAAUAGAAGAUUACAAGUUUUACGUGAACAAAGAGCUCAAGAUGACAUUUUCCACGAACUCGAUACUCAAGUUGAUAAUAGAUUUACUUCACAAAAGAGAGUUGGGUUAUUAUCAAGCUAUUUUGAUAAAUAUGGCCAACCAUACAAAUAAUCGCACUUCACUUCUCCUUGUAAAUUAAUUGUCCAUUGAUAUUAUGAAUCGAUCUUUAGACCAAUCUUCGAAAGAAAAUAAAAAC
Hyphopichia burtonii NRRL Y-1933 is the source of this 433-nucleotide messenger RNA. RefSeq lists its product as uncharacterized. The record is from RefSeq and is a predicted model, not a curated record. The coding region runs from base 7 to 348 and encodes 113 amino acids. NCBI's taxonomy places the organism in Eukaryota, Fungi, Ascomycota, Pichiomycetes, Serinales, Debaryomycetaceae. The transcript has a single exon.